Molecule: messenger RNA, 2413 nt
Organism: Erigeron canadensis
Lineage: Eukaryota; Viridiplantae; Streptophyta; Magnoliopsida; Asterales; Asteraceae
Product: EIN3-binding F-box protein 2-like
Exons: 2
Coding region: 73-1938 (621 amino acids)
Biological process (GO): SCF-dependent proteasomal ubiquitin-dependent protein catabolic process
Cellular component (GO): SCF ubiquitin ligase complex
Molecular function (GO): protein binding
Source: RefSeq, a predicted model, not a curated record
UCUUCAAGAAGUGCUGUUUUUUGGUAAAAGAUUUGAUCUUUUUUGUGUGGGUUUUUCUCAAGAGUUACAAAGAUGCCUACUUUGGUUGGGGGUGAUGAACUUUAUAAGAGAGGGGCAUUUUGUUCCAUGGAUCCGGCCCGUUUGUUUUCUGUUCUUGAUGUUUACAGCCGACCUUGUAAAAGGCUACAAAUAAGUGAGCCUCGCAGAUUCUAUUACAAUGAAGAAAAGAAUCCAUCUAUUGAAGUUCUGCCAGAUGAAUGUCUAUAUGAGAUCUUUAGGCGUUUAUCCGGUGGCCAAACCAGAAGCAUUUCUGCUUGUGUAUCGAAGCGUUGGCUUAUGAUCUUGAGUAAUGUACGAAACUCAGAUAGCGAGCCAAAUAAAGUCAACACGUCAUUAAAAGAUGAACAAGAGAACGAUGGGUAUCUUACAAGGUCUUUAGAAGGGAAGAAAGCAACUGAUACCAGACUUGGUGCCAUUGCAGUUGGUACCUCUCCCCGAGGUGGUUUGGGCAAGCUUUUAGUCAGGGGGAGUAGUGAAGUAACAAGUAUUGGUUUUGCGGCAAUUGCCCGUGGCUGCCCAUCUCUAAAGGUUCUUUCUUUAUGGAAUGUUUCUUUGAUAGGAGACGAAGCUUUAAUCGAGAUCUCUAAAGAAUGCCAUUCAUUAGAAAGUCUUGAUCUUUCCCAAUGUCCUUUGAUUUCCAGUAAGGGUUUGGCUGCAAUAGCAAAAAACUGCCCGCGUUUGUGUUAUCUAACACUAGAGUCUUGUCAAAGCAUUGGAAAUGAGGGCCUUGAAGCUGUUGCCCAAGGCUGCCUGAAUCUACAAUCGAUUACAAUCAAAGACUGCCCACUUAUUAAAGACCAAGGAAUAGCCACUCUAAUAUCAAAUUCUUUGGUUCUUACAAAGUUAAAGCUUCAAGCUUUAGACAUUACUGACUUGUCACUAGCAGUUAUCGGGCGUUAUGGGAAGUCAAUUACCAACCUUGCCCUCACGAGCCUCCGGACCGUUACUAAGAAAGGCUUUUGGGCAAUGGGUAUUUCGAAAAACCUUGAAUCUUUGACAUCCUUAACAGUAAUUUCGUGUCAUGGUGUCACAGACUUGAGCCUUGAAGCUAUUGGACAUGGUUGUCGAGUUUUGAAACACAUGGCUCUUAAAAAGUGUUGUUUUGUGUCUGAUAAAGGGUUAGUUUCUUUCGCUAAAGCUGCCUGUUUUCUCGAAAGUUUGCACUUAGAAGAGUGUAAUAGGAUCAGCCAACAUGGAAUAUUGGGAACUUUAUCGCAUCCAAACGCAAAGUUGAAAGCUUUAUCAGUUGUGAAGUGUAUGGGGAUCAGAGAUUUGGAGCAAGAACCAGUUGGGUUGUCCAAAAGUCAAAGUUUACGAUCUUUAACGAUCAAGAACUGCAUUGGGUUUGGAAACACCAACUUAGCGACUUUGGGGAAGUUAUGUCCACAUCUGCAUAGUCUUGAUUUAACUGGGGCUUGCAGGAUAAAUGAUACUGGCCUUUCAAAACUUCUCAAAGCCUGCACGGGUGGACUUUUAAAUGUCAAUCUUACUGAUUGCAUAAACUUGACUGAUGAAGUUGUGGUAGAUUUGGCUAAGACCCAUGGCAGAACCCUGGAAGUGCUAAAUCUGGAUGGAUGCAGGAAGAUUGGUGACGAAAGCUUGGCUGCUAUUGCAGAAAACUGCUUGUUAAUUAAAGAUCUUGAUGUUUCAAAGUGCGGCAUUACGGAUUCAGGUGUUUCUUGUUUGUCUAAUGGGUGUAUAAACUUGCAGGUUCUUUCGUUAUCGGGUUGUCCAAGGAUUUCUAAUGAGAGUAUGAUUUCUCUUGAGUUGUUGGGAAAGACCCUUGUUGGGUUGAACCUCCAAAGAUGCAGCUUGAUAAGUAGUAGUGUCAUCGAGUCACUUGUGGCAAAUCUUUGGAGAUGUGAUAUACUUUUUUAAACAAUAAACAAACUAUCACAGAAACGCUUAAUGUACCAGUUGGCAUCAUGGACCAUUUUUUUCAGACUAUUUGUCUGUUUGCGGCUCUUUUCACAACACUGAGGGUCACUGUUUGGACCUUGAUUGUCGUUCUUUGAGAGUGGUUUGGGCUGUAUGAGGUUCAGCAUGAGGGUCUGGGUUUUGGGGGAUGGUUAAAUGGCAGAUGGUUGACUUUUGGGUUUUGUCAAAGUCAAAGAAAUCUAAAGUCAAAGAAACCACUGCCUCAUGUUUUAUGAUCCCUUUUAUGGUUGCCUACGGCAUAUUUAAGCUUAAUUACUUUUUAGCUUCUACACUUUUGGUUUAUCAUGUUUCCCAUAGUAUUUAUUGUAUAGAUACUAACAAAGAUACUAAUUUAAUUUGUGUAUAUUAUUGAUGAGAGAUCAACUUAAAGCUUCUUCAAAAUAUAUUACAUAAUUACAGAAGAGUAAAAUCCUGA